AUGGACCCUAUAGAUGACAAUGUUGUCAACCUGACAGCAAAAGGUUGGCCACCCCAGCUAGUUCUGACCCCGAGGCGAUCCUCAGGUAACCUCUCCAAGCACAGCUUUGGGACACAACCUCUAAAAACCCCGAGAGAUGCCCCGGUCUUUCCCACAGCUGCCGAGGCUUCCCUGCCUCCCCCAACAGGUUCCUCCAGACUCAACUCGCCAAGCCAGCGCCCCGACCCCCGGAGGCCCCCGGCCACACGCGCACGCGGACCCGGCCCCCGGCCCGCCCCUCCCCCUCCCCGGGGCCACUUACCCCGGGCCGGAGCCGGGGAGGGGCAGGCGCGGGCGGGGGGCUACGGUCCCGGGCUGCUGCUCUCAGCCCCGGGGGGCCGGGGCCGGGGCCAGCGGCAGCGGCGGCGCAGCGUCUCCCCCAGGCGGCGGCGGCAGCGGCGGCGCCGUCCCACUCCCGCAGGCACACAUAGGCUCCAUUGUCCGCCGGCGCCUCCCCCUUUCCGGCUCCCCCUCCCGGGCCCGCCCCUUCCCCCUCCCCUCGGCCCUCCCCAGCCGCACCGCGCCACGAAAGGUACCGCGGGCCCCGCCUCGGACGCGAGCGGAGGCGCGCCCCUCCCCCGGCCCGCCCGGCGGGGAAUGGGGCCCUGGCCCCGCCGCCGCCAGGGCCCGCCCCCUCCGGGGGAAUGGCACCCGACCCCCUCCCCGAACGCACUCGAUGGUACCAGCCCGCCGCGGCCUCCACCCCCUCCCGCGCCCGGCAGGAGAGAAGCCGCCCUCGCCCCGCCCACCUGGAGGCCCCGCCCCACCCCAGCGCUACACGAGGGCCCGCCCUGCCGGCACCGCCUCCUGCUUUGCAUGUCCCCGCCCACCGACCCCGCCCCAGCUAGUCACCGGGUCCCCCGCGGUGACGCCCACUCCCCCGCUUUAAAGCCGCAGAACCCUCUUUCUCGGCUAAAAGAUCCUCCCGCAGGACCCGCGGGGCGGGUGGUGUGGCGGGGAGCUUCUCUUCCUUCCCUCACCCUCCCGACGCUCACUCACUCGGACUCCCCACGGCCUCCAGCAGUACUGGGAGCCACCAAAGAGGACUAG
This is a messenger RNA of Phodopus roborovskii (desert hamster), 1089 nucleotides long. Its product is annotated as proline-rich protein HaeIII subfamily 1-like. The transcript has 2 exons. The record is from RefSeq and is a predicted model, not a curated record. NCBI's taxonomy places the organism in Eukaryota, Metazoa, Chordata, Mammalia, Rodentia, Cricetidae. Bases 1 to 1089 code for a protein of 362 amino acids.